AUGUCUAUCGCCCACGGAAUUCGUACGCUUGGUGUUCUCGGUGCUGGACAAAUGGGAACAGGCAUCGCGCUCGUCUCGGCCUUACGCGCGAAAGUGCCCGUCCUAUUGCACGACAGGUCGGCGGAACAAGUCAAGAAGGGCCUCUCUCUGAUGGAUAAACUGCUUGCAAAAGAUGUCGCGAAGGGACGUUUGACAAAUGAGGAGGCUAAAGAAGCUCGGGAUCGCGUCUCGGUGGUGGGCGUGGAUGCAGGAAUCCAGGGAUUGAGGGACGUCGACAUGGUCGUUGAGGCCGUGUCGGAGAACCUUCAAUUGAAGCAAGCGAUCUUCUCGUCUUUUGCAGCUGAGCUGAAGCCCGAAGCCAUCCUUGCCACCAACACAAGUUCCAUCAGUAUCACGAAGAUAGCCGCAUCGGCCUUACCUACGGGUGUUAGUGCAGCCAGUGAAGAAGGAAAGAGGAUUGCUUCUCGCGUCGUAGGCUUACACUUCUUCAACCCUGUGCCUGUCAUGAAAUUGGUUGAGCUUAUCUCUGCAUUGCAAACGUCGCAAGACACACUCGACCGAGCACGAGCGUUUGCUAUCGCAUGCGGCAAAGAGGUUACAGUUUCGAAAGAUGUUCCAGGCUUUGUAUCGAAUGCUCUAUUAAUGCCUUUCAUCAACGAGGCUAUAAUGUGCCUCGAAAAGGGCACCGCCACCCGCGAAGACAUCGACACCACACUGAAACUCGGAAUGAACCACCCCAUGGGUCCUCUCCAACUCGCUGAUUUCAUUGGCCUCGAUACCUGCCUUGCGAUUCAGCAGACCCUGUAUGAAGGCACCCGCGACUCGAAAUACCGCCCCAGCCUCCUCCUCCAGCAGAUGGUGGAUGCCCAAUGGUAUGGGCGUAAAAAUGGCAAGGGCUUCUACGAGUACGACAAAUAG
Messenger RNA from Cyclocybe aegerita, 918 nucleotides. NCBI's taxonomy places the organism in Eukaryota, Fungi, Basidiomycota, Agaricomycetes, Agaricales, Hemipholiotaceae. The record is from the annotation of a GenBank genome assembly.